AAGUGUAGUUGAGCUGUUGUGUGUUUGAGUCUCUGUAAUACAGCAGUAAAAUGGCAGAAGCCAGAGUUUUUCAGGAUGAGUUCAUGUGUCCAAAGUGUCCGGAUCUCCUGAAGGAUCCGGUGACCAUUCCCUGUGGACACAGUUACUGUAAGAGUUGUAUUACAGACUGCUGGGAUCAGGAGGAUCAGAAGAGAGUCUACAGCUGCCCUCAGUGCAGACAGACCUUCAGUCAACCUGCUUUAGCUAGAAACACCAUGCUGGCUGAAGUGGUGGAGAAACUGAAGAAGAGAAAACGUCCUGCUGACUGUGACGCUGGAGCUGGAGAUGUGCAGUGUGACGUUUGUACUGGAAAAAAAUACAAAGCGUUCAAGUCCUGUCUGGUGUGUCUGAACUCUUACUGUCAGAAUCACCUCGAACAACACGAGAGCUGGUUUAAAGGAAAGAGACACAGUUUGACUGAUGCCACUGGACGACUGCAGGAGAUGAUCUGCCAGAAACAUGAGAAGCUCCUUGAGGUUUUCUGCCGCACUGACCAGAAAUGUAUAUGUAUGCUGUGUACGAUAGAUGGACAUAAAAACCACGACACUGUAUCUGCUGCAGCACAGAGGACAGAGAAACAGAUGCAGCUGAAAGAGACGCAGAAGACGUUCCAGCAGAGAAUCCAGCAGAAUGAGAAAGAUCUUCAGCAGCUGAGAGAGACUGUGGAGUCUCAUAAGCGCUCUGCACAGACAACAGUGGAGGACAGUGAGAGGAUCUUUACGGAGCUCAUCCGCUCAUCCAUUGAGAGAAGCUGCUCUGAGCUGAUUCGACUGAUCAGAGAUCAGGAAAAGACUGCAGUGAGUCGAGCUGAAGGACGACUGGAGCGACUGGAGCAGGAGGUCAAUGAUCUGAGGAGGAGAGACGCUGAGCUGGAGCAGCUUUCACACACACAGCUCACCAACAUUGUUCCCAGAACCAGGAACGACUUCCUACAAUAUUCCCAUCAGCUCACUCUGGAUCUGAACACAGCACAUAAAUACCUCCGUCUGUCUGAGAGCAACAGAGUGAUUGUUGCCGCUGCCGCAGCCCAGUCUUAUCCUGAUCAUCCAGACAGAUUUGAUGUGUAUCAUCAGGUGUUGUGUAGAGAGAGUGUGUGUGGACGCUGUUACUGGGAGAUUGAGUGGAGUGGGACUCGUGUGUUUAUAUCAGUGUCAUAUAAGAGCAUCAGCAGGAUGGGACGGGGUACUGAGUGUAGGUUUGGAUGUAAUGAUCAGUCCUGGAGUUUGAUCUGCUUUCCCUCCAGUUACUCAUUCAGGCACAAUAACAAAGAGACUGCUCUCCCUGUAGAGUCCAUCAGCAGGAGAAUAGGAGUGUUUGUGGAUCACAGUGCAGGAAUUCUGUCCUUCUACAGCGUCUCUGACACAAUGAGCCUCAUCCACACAGUCCAGACCACAUUCACUCAGCCACUCUAUCCAGGGUUUAAUAUUGAUAAAGGAUCAUCAGUGAAUCUGUGUUGAUGAAUCAGAAUUAACUUUAGAGUGUUUCUACCCAUAAUGCUUUGAGCUGCAUGAUAAAUCAGUAACAGUGAGAUGUUAUAGAGUCUUUUCUUUUCUCCUCAUUACAUUAAUACUGCAGCUGAACUUCUGUCACUGAAAUAACAUUGUGUUGAUUUAGUUUUUAAUGUAGUGUCACAUAAGUCAUUUUAUUAUUACUAUCAUAAUUACCUUUCAAUUCAAAUGAUCACAUGCAGUCAAUAAAUCAUUUUCUUUAUUCACCUUAUGGA
Molecule: messenger RNA, 1762 nt
Organism: Cyprinus carpio (common carp)
Lineage: Eukaryota; Metazoa; Chordata; Actinopteri; Cypriniformes; Cyprinidae
Product: tripartite motif-containing protein 16-like
Exons: 5
Coding region: 51-1496 (481 amino acids)
Molecular function (GO): zinc ion binding; protein binding
Source: RefSeq, a predicted model, not a curated record